This is a messenger RNA of Abrus precatorius (Indian licorice), 1326 nucleotides long. Its product is annotated as metalloendoproteinase 2-MMP-like. The transcript has a single exon. The coding region runs from base 16 to 1131 and encodes 371 amino acids. NCBI's taxonomy places the organism in Eukaryota, Viridiplantae, Streptophyta, Magnoliopsida, Fabales, Fabaceae. Gene Ontology annotation, cellular component: extracellular matrix. Gene Ontology annotation, molecular function: metalloendopeptidase activity; zinc ion binding. Gene Ontology annotation, biological process: collagen catabolic process; proteolysis; extracellular matrix organization. The record is from RefSeq and is a predicted model, not a curated record.
AAUUUCUUGGAGAGCAUGAAAUACCCAUUGGCCAUUAACAUGAAACUCCACCUUUCAGCUUUGCUAUUAUUCCUUCUCCUUGUCGAUAAAUCCUACUUUGCAGUUUCUAUCUCUCCCAAAGUCUAUGAAUAUUUAAACCACGUAGGGAAGGAAGUGGCUACGAACCUUUGGGAAGAAGGCAUGAAAGGCAAGGAAAGCACUAUCGUAAAGUGGUUCUCUCCCCCACAACCAAACCUACCCCGGAUACAAAAAAAAGGCUUCUAUCGUUUCAAAGCAUACCUCUCUAAUUUCAGCUACCUUCAAUCCUCUGGACCAUUCAACGAUUAUAUCGACCAGGAAACAAUAUCAGCCUUUAAAACUUAUCAGGGAUAUUUCAAUCUCCAAAUCACAGGACUACCAAACAAGCAGACUAUUCAGCAAAUGUUGCUACCACGAUGCGCUGUCCCCGACAUUAAUUUCAAUUACUCCUUCGCCGCCGAUGGCCUUUCAUGGCCAAAAGCUGGGAACACUUGGUUUCCAAAGGGUAAGAGAAACCUCACCUACGGUUUUCCUUCUCCAGACAAAUUCCCAGCCAACAUGACCAAGGUGUUCAGAGAUGCAUUCACGCGCUGGGCAAAGGCCACGACAGUGUUGAACUUCACGGAGACAACCUACGAUAACGCCGACAUCAAGGUUGGGUUAUAUGCUUUCAAUGACAAAAUUGAAGGCAUGGUGUACGGGGAUAGUAUUAUUAUAAGAUCGAAACCUUCUUCUGAUGUUAUGACAGGGGAGAUACGUCUCGAUGGUAACCAGAGCUGGGCGUUGCCGAGUGAAUAUAAGAACAUUUCAUGGAAGAAUGAUAUUCUGGAUUUGGAGAGUGUGGCGAUGCACCAGAUUGGACAUUUACUUGGACUUGACCAUUCUUCUGAGAAGGAUUCGGUGAUGUACCCUUCUAUAUUGCCAUCUAAGCAAAGGAAGGUGGAGCUCUCGGAAAAUGAUAAGGAGAACAUUCUGCAACGUUAUACUAGCGCCAACUCUGAUAGACAUAGCGCCAACUCUGAUAGCCAUAGCGCCAACUCUGCUAGACAUGGUAGCCUCUGGGGACUCCUAAGUAUAGCUUUGUCUCUUGCUUACAUGAUUUUCUUGUAUUAGCUCUCCACGUCUCGUAGUCCUAUAGUCCUACGUGUUGUUCUACAUUGACCGUGGAUUUCAACUUGUCACUCGUGCAGAUUACUUUUGUAUCGAUCAAUAAUUAAAGUAUUUAAUAAAAAUUAUAUAAUUUGUUAUUAUAGAACUUGAUUAAUUUUUAAAGGUCUAGUGAAAAGAAAAUGAAUUUAUUUAGUCUGU